This is a messenger RNA of Trifolium pratense (red clover), 2174 nucleotides long. Its product is annotated as floral homeotic protein APETALA 2. Gene Ontology annotation, molecular function: DNA binding; DNA-binding transcription factor activity. NCBI's taxonomy places the organism in Eukaryota, Viridiplantae, Streptophyta, Magnoliopsida, Fabales, Fabaceae. The coding region runs from base 285 to 1889 and encodes 534 amino acids. The transcript has 10 exons. Gene Ontology annotation, biological process: regulation of DNA-templated transcription. The record is from RefSeq and is a predicted model, not a curated record.
GAAACAAGUUGUAAUAUUUUGUUUUGUUAGAGAGAGAGAAAGAAAGAGAACAAUGAAGUUGCUUUCUUUUUAGCUUGUUGAAAUUUGCCUCGUCUAUACUGUAUUAGGCAGUUAAUACAAAUCACAAAGAUCUUUCAACAUUUCUCUUUCUUUUUCUUACUAUUUUUUCAUUUUUCUUCUAAGUUCAUGCUUCUGAAACUUUCUUCUUUUUCUUCUUCUGUUGUUUUUGUUUUUGUUUUUCUUGUUGUUCUGUGGAGUGAGUGAAUUUGUUAAGAUUGUGAAGAAUGUGGGAUCUGAAUGACUCACCCGAUCAGAGAAAAAAUUAUGAAUCAGAAGCAGAAGGUUGUUCAAUCGACGGUGAUGAAGUUGAUGAAAAAGGUAAAAGAGUUGGAUCUAUUUCAAAUAUUUCAAAUUCAAGUUCAUCUGCAGUAGUUAUAGAAGAUGGAUCCGAAGAAGAAGAUGACGGUAACGGCAACGGUAACGGUAACCGAUUGUUGAAGAAAAAAGGUAGUAAGAUAUUUGGAUUCUCAGUAGAUGAUGAUGAUGAUGAUAGUGAGUGUCCACCUGUGACUAGACAGUUUUUUCCGGUGGAAGAUACUGAGAUGACAGCGGUGGUGGAUUCUACUUCCGGUGGUGGCAGUAGUGGUGGUGGAGGUUCUUCUUCUUUUCCACGUGCUCACUGGGUAGGUGUAAGAUUUUGUCAAUCGGAAACAGUUAACGGCGGUAAAUUAAUUGAAAAUUCUGCUUCUCAACCGUCGAAGAAGAGUCGUCGAGGACCAAGGUCCAGAAGUUCUCAGUAUAGAGGUGUUACUUUUUACAGAAGAACUGGUCGAUGGGAAUCUCAUAUUUGGGAUUGUGGAAAACAAGUGUAUUUGGGUGGAUUUGACACAGCACAUGCAGCUGCACGUGCAUAUGAUAGAGCGGCAAUUAAGUUCAGAGGAGUAGAAGCAGAUAUAAACUUCAACAUAGAAGAUUAUGAAGAGGAUUUGAAGCAGAUGAGCAAUUUAACUAAGGAAGAGUUUGUGCACGUACUUCGGCGACAAAGCACUGGAUUUCCAAGAGGAAGUUCUAAAUAUAGAGGUGUAACUUUGCACAAAUGUGGAAGAUGGGAGGCGCGGAUGGGUCAAUUCUUAGGGAAAAAUUUGAUUCGAUUUACCAGGUACGUUUAUCUGGGUCUAUUUGACACCGAGAUUGAAGCUGCAAGGGCAUAUGAUAAAGCAGCAAUUAAAUGCAAUGGCAAAGAGGCGGUGACCAAUUUUGAUCCUAGCAUCUAUGAUAAUGAGCUUAAUUCUGAAUCCUCAGGUACCGCUACCGCGAAUCACAAUCUGGAUUUGAGUUUGGGCAGUUCGAGUUCUAAAGGUAGCAAUAAUCAAGCAUUUGGAAAUCACAACACAAAUGCCGCCACUGAUCAGUAUAUGGCGCCUGAAUCAAAUUGGCGGAAUGGUGGAAUCAGGCCUAAGCCGGUGAAUAUACUACCAAAACCAUGUGGUAUGAGUAACAUGGAAGCUUAUGUAAGGGAUGGAUAUGGAGAGAAUGAAGCCUUGAGAAUGCUAAGCCAAACUCAUCUUCAAUCUCCAGUCACUAAUGAAAUGCAUAGAUAUGGUCCCUACAGAUCACCUGUUGAACACCACCACCCUCAAAUGCUUCGCAGUUUUCAACAUCUUCACCCCUCAAAUUUUCAUGUUUCGAGUAGCAGCAGCAAUGGAGGCCGAAUUGGAAGUGAUUUAACAUUAUCAAUGUCCGAUCAACAAAAGUGGCAAACGGGGCCUCCACAUUUGUUAGCAACUGCUGCAGCAUCAUCAGGAUUCCCACCUCAGAUAAGACCAUCUACUUCUUCUCAAGGUUGGCUGCAGAAAAAUGGGUUCCACACUCUCAUGAGACCCUCUUGAUCCCUUCCAUCAACAAAUAUUUCUUCAUUUCAACCUUGCCAUUUUUAAUUAAAUUUACAUUUAAAUAAUCUUCUCUUAUCUUAUCUUAUCCCCCUUAUUAUUUAUAUUUUUUAAUUUCUCUUGAGUAUGUACAAAUUAAUGCGGUUUAAAAUUAUUACUAGUACAAAAACCAUAACUUUACUAUUGAGGUGAAAGAAGUGAUUAAAGUUUGCCAAAUUGGAAACACUCAUUGGUCUUGUUUCUGAGAGUGAGUCAAACUAAAGAAACGGACGAAAUCUUUAACUA